AUGUUAGCAAUCUUCUACCUACGUGUGAACAACAGGUAUCAUGAACAAAUCUUGGAUAUACUUCUGCAAGGCCUGCCGCCUUCAGAGUUCGUGGAGUGCCACCAGCUGGAUGGUAAAGCCGUUGGGCGAUACGUCCCUUCGGAGCAUUGUUCUCGAACGCAAAGGGCAUUCCUACAGUUACAUGGCGGGGCCAAGAACACCAAGAAAUCCAAGCUGCCAAGGCGGCAAGAAUCGAAGCCUUCCGAAAAUGCGGAGGCCAGCAGUGAGCGUCUUUCGAUGGUUGGUUUGAAGCGGCAGAGGCGAGCUCAGCUGGAAGUAUUGCAACCGAACGCAGAUGUUUCAGAUUUGGGGGAGCUCUCAGCAGCUGCCGCGCAGAGCGCCGCUGACCGGCGGGGAGAGAAGUACGAGAAGCUGACUCGAUUGUUGCAGACAGACGUCGCAUCGCUGCGCACCCGCACAGCAGUCAAACGGCGGAAGAAGCGGCAGUUCCAGGAGGAUGCCCAGCCGUUCGGGGUUCGAACACAGACGACCAAGAAACUGAGGGAACAUCAGAGGAGAGAGAGCAGCAUCAAGGCGGACUUGGAGCGCAAGCAGUUGUUCGAGCUGCCAGGCCAGCCAAGCCUGGAUGCCUGCAGCGUUUGCGCUGUGGCUUGUGCAGCAGAGGAUGCUCGGGUUCUGGAAGCCCUGCGGUUGAAGGUAGAGGUCUGGGAGAACAGCAAGGAGCAGUUUCAGCGUUUCCGUGGAUGCCAAUUGCUUUGGUUUGCCAGCAGCUAUGAACUUGAACUUGGGAUGACAGUGGGGCCGGAGCAGAAUCGGCAUAUGACUGCAGUUCUAUUGGCCACCAGGCUCUUGGGUGGCUUUAUCGGUACACCGCGUUGGCUCGAAGCCUGCACAUCCGAGGGCCGACUGGUCCAGCCAGUUUUGCAGCUGAGAUGUACUUUGAGCAUCGCAACCGAGAUCUGCUUCCAUAAGUCUUUAAAGGAUGAAGCGGAUCUGGAAUGUGCAGCCGCCAUCGCCAGAUGCUUGGAGGGCGCAACUCUUGCCCGGAAGCCAGCUGCUUGGCAACUGCGUAGCAGUUGGAAGGAUGUACAGAAAAAAGAGUGCUUGGUUCUCGUUGGUGAUGCAGUUGCCAGCAAGCCAGAGGGCUUGAAAGAGCUCGCGGCAAAAGCCGCGAAGGAAGCUAAGAUUGGCAUCCCAGCCGGUAUGUUGCACUUCUUCCACCAGCGCACACAGUGGAUCGAACCGUAA
Messenger RNA from Symbiodinium sp. CCMP2592, 1248 nucleotides. The record is from the annotation of a GenBank genome assembly. NCBI's taxonomy places the organism in Eukaryota, Dinophyceae, Suessiales, Symbiodiniaceae.